Molecule: messenger RNA, 948 nt
Organism: Aspergillus ibericus CBS 121593
Lineage: Eukaryota; Fungi; Ascomycota; Eurotiomycetes; Eurotiales; Aspergillaceae
Exons: 2
Coding region: 75-623 (182 amino acids)
Source: RefSeq, a predicted model, not a curated record
CUCUCCUCCUCCUCUCUAUCUCCGUCUCCUUCUCUCUCAUGUGUAUCUCCAGCUACUCUCUUUCUUAAUCUGCCAUGUACGAAUCCUACCGCCCCCAUCCCCUGCUGGCCCAGGUCGCUCUGACCGUCUCCCCCUUUAUCAACCUCCCCACUUCCGUCACUCUCCCCUACACCUACAAAUCCGUCCCCUCGACCCUCCCCCCUUCUGUAACCGUCGACCCCAGUAACCCCGACGCCAAACCUCGCUACAUUGUCUCGCCCAGUGGGGAGCAUGCCGCCUCCCCGGAGGAGAUCCUCGCCGCCUGCAACUCCCUUGAGCAGCACCUGAACAAGACCCGCAGCGACGCCGAGAAGGCGAUCCGGGACUGGGAGGACUCGAUCACCCAGCGAGACCUAGCAGAGAAGAGGCGUGUGGCUCCAGGAUGGUUGGACAGAGAUGAGAAAAUACUCCAACCCCUUCAGCCAAGUAAUGCGACGUCGGCCCAUCGAGCACAUGGUCAACCCCAACCGAGUCUCCUCGACAGCUCAUUCUCCGACCCCAGCGCUGCCGCAUUGCCCUCGAUGGUACCGCGAGACGAGGGCGAGGAGCUGGAUCGAGCAUUUGGCGGUCUGGAUGUGAAAUGAGUGGCUACAUAACUGGAAUAUAACACCAUCGGGAUGCUAUGGGAGCACCUGGAAUUGAUCCAUACACGGGACACCGCAGAUGCCAUGACCCCUUACCUGGGGUAGCACACCCUCUCGGGCUCUCCAGGCUGCGGCAAUUCUAAGCUUGCGCACCGCAUCCUGCAAGAGAUCGCAGGGGCAGCUUUGCAUCCGGACCAGCUGGGCGGCAGACCGCAGUAGUCCACCGCGCCAGGCGAGGGAUAGCCAUGUUUGGUACCACCUGAACGAGCAGACCAGGAUACCCAAUUGAACCUAGAAGUCUAGACAUCAAUCAAGUAACACUGCC